Messenger RNA from Thlaspi arvense, 1590 nucleotides. Lineage: Eukaryota; Viridiplantae; Streptophyta; Magnoliopsida; Brassicales; Brassicaceae. The record is from the annotation of a GenBank genome assembly.
AUGGCGUUUAUGAGACUUGGCUCCAAAUCCGAAGCUUUCCAUCGCGAAGGCCAAACCUGGCUUUGCACCACAGGACUCGUGAGUGAUGUUACCAUAGAAGUUGGAGAUAUGAAGUUUCAUCUCCACAAGUUCCCAUUGCUCUCUAGAAGUGGGCUUCUUGAGAGGCUAAUCGAAGAGUCUUCGACUGAUGAUGGAUCAGGCUGCGUUCUGAGUUUAGACGAGAUACCUGGAGGAGGCAAAACGUUCGAGCUCAUAACAAAGUUCUGCUAUGGCGUGAAAAUCGAGCUCACUGCUUUCAACGUUGUUAGCCUUAGAUGCGCAGCUGAGUACCUUGAGAUGACUGAUAACUAUGGAGAAGGUAACCUUGUCGGUAUGACAGAGACUUUCCUCAACGAAGUGUUUGGGAACUGGACGGACUCGAUCAAAGCUCUUCAGACGUGCGAGGAAGUGAUUGAUUACGCUGAGGAUCUCCACAUUAUCUCGAGGUGCGUUGAUUCUUUAGCUAUCAAAGCGUGUGCUGACCCAAGCCUUUUCAAUUGGCCCGUGGGAGGAGGAAAGAACGCAACGAGCGUGCAGAACUCGGAAGACGAAUCGCAACUGUGGAACGGAAUCUCAGCGGCAGGGAAGAUGCUGCAGCCUACAGGUGAAGACUGGUGGUUCGAUGACUCUUCUUUUCUUAGCUUGCCUCUCUUCAAAAGGCUCAUCACCGCUAUCGAAGCAAGAGGCAUGAAACUCGAGAACAUCGCCAUGGCGGUUAUGUACUACACGAGGAAACAUGUUCCUCUGAUGAAUAGGCAAGUGAGCAUGGACGAGCAAGUGAUUGAGACACCGAAUCCUUCUGAGGCAGAACAAAAGGAUGCUCUCGAAGAGAUUGUCGGAUUGCUUCCAAGCAAGAAAGGCGUAAACCCGACCAAGUUUCUUCUCAGGCUGCUUCAGACCGCGAUGGUGCUGCACGCAAGCCAAUCCUCGAGGGAGAAUCUGGAGAGAAGGAUUGGGAAUCAACUGGACCAAGCUGCGCUAGUGGAUCUUCUUAUACCAAACAUGGGAUACUCUGAAACGCUUUACGAUGUCGAGUGCGUGUUGAGGAUGAUCGAACAGUUUGUUUCUUCAACAGAACAAGCAGGGAUCGUCCCUUCUCCUUGCAUCACCGAAGAAGGACAUUUGGCGCAUCCGUGGAUUACGGAUUCUGAGAGAGAGCAUAUAUGCAGACUCAUGAAUUGCCAGAAGCUCUCACUGGAAGCUAGCACGCACGCGGCUCAGAACGAGAGGCUGCCUCUUCGUGUGAUUGUUCAGGUUCUCUUUUUCGAGCAGCUUAGGCUAAGGACAUCUGUAUCGGGCUGGUUCUUUGUCUCUGAGAAUCUAGACAACCCGGAGAAUCCAAAUGCAGGGAAUGGGGUUUUGCUUAAACCCAGAGGUGAGAACGUGAGAGAACGGGUUUCUGAGCUGGAAAAAGAGUGUAUGAACAUGAAACAAGAGCUUCAGAAGCUGGUGAGGUCGAAGAAAAGCUGGAAGAAUUUCACCAGGAGGCUUAACUUCAAGAAGAAGUCAGAAUGCUGCAAGCCCAAGGAUCAAGCAACAGCAGCAACUUAG